AUGAACGUGAAGAGUUCAGAACCUAUUGCGGCUCUUUUUGUUCCCCGACCGAAUCCUCUGGCAAACAGCCCAGAAUGGCUAGUAAAUUCACGGCUUUUGAUUGUUGAUGAUCAACAAGAAUUUUACAGUGUGGAUGACAAUUCCGUCUGUGGUUUUGACGAGAAGUUGACUACCCCAAUUUCUCACAUUGACAGUUUACCUUGGACUCCUUUCUCAGCCAUCAAAGCACAGAAACAGAUCUCGGCAGCCAAGCAGAUAGUUCCAGUCAUCCAUCAAACUAACGGCAUCAAGGGAUAUAAAUCAGUUCAAUCGCUGUUGGAGACGUCAACUUCCACCUUACCUCCAAUGUCUAGAAUUUGCAAUUCCUUCAUAAUUGACCUCAUGAUUAAGCAUGACCCCAAAUCGAUGACCGUGAAAGCUGACUCCGAGAAUGGUGCAACGAAUGACUUGCCUACGCUCAUGAACGGGCAUAUCGAGUCAAAGAUGCCGGCAUUGAAGGAAGAAGCGACUCAACAAAAAUUAUUGACAUUGGAUUGCCAAUGGAUAACUAAGAACUGAAAUAAUUUGACACAUUUUAAAACUGUCUCUUGGCUUUAUUUGUUUUUGAUAUAUGCAAUCCGCCAAUUA
This is a messenger RNA of Daphnia pulicaria, 627 nucleotides long. RefSeq lists its product as uncharacterized. The record is from RefSeq and is a predicted model, not a curated record. Gene Ontology annotation, cellular component: nucleolus. The coding region runs from base 1 to 558 and encodes 185 amino acids. Gene Ontology annotation, biological process: positive regulation of transcription by RNA polymerase I; positive regulation of rRNA processing. Lineage: Eukaryota; Metazoa; Arthropoda; Branchiopoda; Diplostraca; Daphniidae. Gene Ontology annotation, molecular function: RNA binding. The transcript is spliced from 3 exons.